Molecule: messenger RNA, 1216 nt
Organism: Colossoma macropomum (tambaqui)
Lineage: Eukaryota; Metazoa; Chordata; Actinopteri; Characiformes; Serrasalmidae
Product: chemokine XC receptor 1-like
Exons: 3
Coding region: 204-1199 (331 amino acids)
Biological process (GO): G protein-coupled receptor signaling pathway; chemotaxis; immune response
Cellular component (GO): membrane
Molecular function (GO): chemokine receptor activity
Source: RefSeq, a predicted model, not a curated record
UCUCCCAGUACUGGAAGAGCUGCAUAACUUCUCAUAUAUUAACUGAUUGAAUAAUUUUUCCUCACAUCCACCAGACAAAACAGACUGGAUUUCUAGUGCAGACUGCAGAAGGUGAUACCUGCUCUGUACAAUAAGCACUGAUUUAGAGAGUCUUGUCCUAGUCCUCUUUCCGUGUGACACAAACAACAAUUCAGGAGAGAAAAAUGGAAAACAGUGAAGAGGGACAAAACACAAGUGAUGCAUCAGAAUUUGAUGACCAUAAUAUGGAUUAUAUUUUAUUUAAUGAAUUUUGUAAAUAUAAGACUGUGAUCAAAUUUGGAUCCAUUGUAGUUCCCGUAUUCUUCACCACUGUGGUCCUCCUCAGUCUCCUUGGUAACGUCCUGGUUCUGGUGAUCCUUGGACUCUUUGAAAACCUCAAAUCACUGACCAACAUCUUUAUCCUCAACUUGGCUCUGUCUGACCUGAUCUUCACGCUUGGACUUCCGUUUUGGGCCUGUUCCUACAUCUGGGGCUGGACCUUUGGUGAUUUUAUGUGCAGAAGUGUGAACUUUGUCUUCUCUGUUGGAUUUCAUAGCAGCAUUGUGUUCCUGAUGCUGAUGACCAUUCAGCGCUACAUAGCAGUGGUCCAUCCUCUGUUUGACUGGAACGGGUGGCAGAAUUUUUCAGUGAUUCCCAUCGUUGCUUGGGUGUUUAUCUUUGCAUCAGCAUUACCAGCCGUAGUGUACAGUGAAGUCAGAGCUGAGCCAGACUCUAACAAACUUUACUGUGCAUACAACAGCUUUAAAGCUGCCAUCGGUGUUACAUAUCAACAGAACAUUUUGUUUGUUGUUGCCUUUUCAGUCAUGGGUUUUUGCUACAUAAGAAUUAUUCAGACCAUCCUCAGGUCCCAGAGAAACAGCAAACACAGGACUAUAAGAGUUAUCUUCUGUGUUGUGGUGGUGUUCUUUCUAGGUUGGGCUCCUUAUAACAUUGUGAUAUUUCUGCAGACCUUAACUCAUCAGCAGAUCGAGCCUUUUGCAGAGUGUGAUGUCUCGAUUAAGCUUGACUUUGCGCUUUAUGUCUGCAAACUGUUGGCUUUUGCCCACUGCUUUCUUAAUCCAGUACUUUAUGUUUUUGUUGGUGAAAAAUUCCGGAAUCAUUUGAAGAAGCUUCUACAGAAAAUUGAAUCGAUGUGGACUUCCAUUAAAUGGGAAUGGUAGAAAUUCAUUCUGACAGU